UAAGCAUAAAAUGCAACCCGUUCUUGAAAAUGUCAUCAUUUAAGUUUCGGACAAGCGUUAUUGAAAUGUUGCUGCCACUACUUUGGUUGGCCGCCUGUUUGAAUUUUGCGGUCGGUUACGUGCAGGAGAUAACACUCUACACGGAACCUAACCAGGAAGGGAAUGCGUUUCGAUUCCGUACAAAAGAGCCAGACCUCUCGCCACAUUACUCGGUCCUGUUGGGAGAAGUGAAAUCACAUUGCUAUAUGGGAUUUUGGCGAGCAUUUGAGCAAAGAAAUUACACUAGUUCAUUUACGUUUGGCGGCGGUAUCGCAAAUGCCCAACCCCGGUGCGGGAAUAUUGCAUUGGCAACCACAUUAUCUUUGAGGUAUAUGGGACCCCUGGAAACAACAACACCGUCCGUUUCAAUAUACAGUGGACCUACUCCUGGUGCUCAGCUGGAUGGGAUCGAGCUUACUUAUACAUCCUUGGCAGCGACAAACUUUGGAUUUAUUCCUACCAAUUUGGUUCUCACAGGUAGAUCGAGCUGGACAGGCUUUGUGAAUGACGAUUUUACUGGAAAUUCGACAUGUUUCUCAACCACAGAACUUAUACGAUACACAAAUUUAGCAGGAAAGGAAAUAAGGUCUCUAAUCCAAGGAUGUAACGCACGAUACAAUAGCGAAUACUAUGAUAUCGAUAAGUUUUCUGGACAAAAUAUGUUGAACGAAUGAAACUCAUUUGUUGAUAGCUAGUAUUGUUUAAGACAUAUGUAUGCAUUCAAUGAAAAUCAUGAGUAAAUAAAAUCCGGCAUGUUAAUAA
This is a messenger RNA of Folsomia candida, 801 nucleotides long. RefSeq lists its product as uncharacterized. The transcript has 2 exons. The coding region runs from base 30 to 713 and encodes 227 amino acids. The record is from RefSeq and is a predicted model, not a curated record. Lineage: Eukaryota; Metazoa; Arthropoda; Collembola; Entomobryomorpha; Isotomidae.